Messenger RNA from Rhinichthys klamathensis goyatoka, 792 nucleotides. RefSeq names its product ladderlectin-like. Lineage: Eukaryota; Metazoa; Chordata; Actinopteri; Cypriniformes; Leuciscidae. The record is from RefSeq and is a predicted model, not a curated record. The coding region runs from base 104 to 619 and encodes 171 amino acids. Gene Ontology annotation, molecular function: signaling receptor activity. The transcript has 6 exons.
UUACAAUAGAUAUAAGAAUGUCAUGGUGUUACACAGGCUCUGGCUCUUCACAAAAUCUUCCUCUGAGACUCUGAAGGCAACAAUUUAAAAACCAAAGUUCAUCAUGGCAAUGCUGAAAAGUUGUCUACUACUUUUCAUUAUCUUCUCCAUGGGGAAUACAGAAGUGAAUGUUACAAGAAAUGUUAAUAGACUGGGUGCAGUUGGUUUAUCCAGAAGAUGCCCCGCUACAUGGAUAAAACUUGCACUCCGAUGCUACAAGUUCAUUUCUGAUCCGAGUAACUGGAUCACAGCAGAGAGAAACUGUCAAAGUCUUGGUGCGAAUCUCGCAUCUGUGCGUAAUAACCUGGAAAAUAAAUUCCUGCUGAGUCUGUUGCCUUCUUCUUCCACACGUGCUUGGGUUGGUGGUCAUGAUGCUGUACAAGAAGGACAGUGGUUGUGGAGUGAUGGAACUGUGUUUUCGUAUACCAACUGGUGGACUGGAGAACCUAACAAUGCUGGUUUUCCUGACAAUCACCAGGGCGCCGAGAACUGUUUGGAGAUCAACUAUUCCUCUAAACGUUGCUGGAACGAUGCGCCCUGUUCAACCUCAAUGUCCUGUAUCUGUGUUAAGGACCUGUGAGACCGUCAUCCUGUUCCACUGUUACUUUGAUUCUACAUUUUUCCAAUAUUACAAAAAUGUUAUUCUGAAAUCAAAUCUCUUCUAAAUGUUAAUCUCUUUUCCAUAUCUUCACUGAAACACUCAAAUUAAUAAAAACAUUGAAAAAGCAAAUUGUGCAUUGUGGACAAUCAAAU